Messenger RNA from Apaloderma vittatum (bar-tailed trogon), 1233 nucleotides. RefSeq names its product solute carrier family 19 (thiamine transporter), member 2 (gene SLC19A2). NCBI's taxonomy places the organism in Eukaryota, Metazoa, Chordata, Aves, Trogoniformes, Trogonidae. Gene Ontology annotation, cellular component: plasma membrane. Gene Ontology annotation, biological process: vitamin transport; transmembrane transport. The record is from RefSeq and is a predicted model, not a curated record. Gene Ontology annotation, molecular function: vitamin transmembrane transporter activity. The annotation marks the transcript as partial. The transcript has 5 exons.
GUCUUCCUGGCCACAGACUACUUGCGGUACAAGCCCGUGGUCCUGCUGCAGGGCCUGAGCCUCAUUAUUACCUGGUUCAUGCUGCUGUAUGCCGAGGGGCUGCGGGCUAUCCAGUUCCUCGAGUUCUUCUACGGGAUGGGGACAGCUGCUGAUAUUGCCUAUUACUCCUACAUCUACAGCAUUGUCGAUAUCAACCUGUACCAGAAGGUCACCAGUUACUGCCGGAGUGCCACCCUAGUGGGCUACACGGUGGGCUCUGUGUCUGGGCAGGUCCUAGUGUCGGUGGCAGGAUGGUCCCUCUUCAGCUUGAACGUUAUCUCCCUAACCAGCAUAUCGGUUGCCUUUGGCACAGCAUGGUUCCUGCCGAUGCCACAAAAAAGCCUUUUCUUUCACCACGUCUCAAGUCAGCAGCUCAGCUGGGAAAUGAAGGUCAUGGACUGUAAAAAUGGGUCAGCUGUCCAAGAUCAUUCCAGUGUGCAGAGGGUACCUGGCUGGGAGGAUGAAACAAAAGUUCCUUUAAAUGGGGAGAGUCAUUCAGCGGAGAAACGGGAGCAGAAAGUAGACAUCGUACAAGUGCUUAAAGAUCUCUGGCAGGACUUCCUGCAGUGCUACUCCUCCCGGACCAUGCUCUGCUGGUCCGUGUGGUGGGCACUGUCCACCUGCGGCUACUUCCAGGUCAUCAAUUAUGCUCAGGGCUUGUGGGAGAUGGUGCUGCCUUCUCAUAGCACAGAGAUCUACAAUGGUGCUGUGGAAGCAGCCUCAACGCUGCUAGGAGCUGUUGCAGUGUUUGUUGUGGGUCACAUAAAAACAUCCUGGGCAAUGUGGGGUGAAGUGGCUCUUGCCCUGUUCUCAUUUCUUAUUGCUGCUGCUGUAUAUAUCAUGGACACUGUUCGUAACAUCUGGGUGUGCUACGCAUCCUAUGUUGUCUUCAGAAUUAUCUACAUGCUGCUAAUCACGAUAGCAACGUUCCAGAUUGCUACAAAUCUCAGUGUGGAGCGUUAUGCCCUCGUGUUUGGGGUCAAUACUUUUAUUGCCUUAGCACUUCAGACUCUGCUUACUUUGAUUGUUGUGGAUGCCAGUGGACUUGGGUUGGACAUCUUCACUCAGUUCAUGAUUUAUGCCUCUUACUUUGCGGCCAUCUCACUGGUGUUCCUGGGCAGUGGUAUAUACAGUAUUGUGAGAGCUUACAGAAGACAAAAGCAGAUGGAAAGCAGAUCUCCUGAAAGCCAGUAG